Messenger RNA from Carlito syrichta (Philippine tarsier), 1833 nucleotides. It is a transcript of the gene POFUT4, whose product is annotated as fucosyltransferase 11. The coding region runs from base 75 to 1496 and encodes 473 amino acids. Gene Ontology annotation, molecular function: alpha-(1->3)-fucosyltransferase activity. The record is from RefSeq and is a predicted model, not a curated record. Lineage: Eukaryota; Metazoa; Chordata; Mammalia; Primates; Tarsiidae. Gene Ontology annotation, cellular component: Golgi membrane. The transcript has 3 exons.
GACCUCGUCCGGUCACGACUCGCCGCGGGGCGGGCUCUCGUGCUGUCGGAGGGGCGCCGGCUGCCAGGGUGGACAUGGCGGCAGGCCGGGCCGGGGCUGUGCUGGCCGCCUUGGGGGUGCUCAGUGUCUGUGCGGCCAGCAGCUCUGGGCCCGUGGCGGAGGGGGGAGGCGGCGGGAAGGCGGAGUGGGCGGAACCGUGGGACGGCGCGGUUUUCCGGCCGCCCUCGGCGCUGGGGGUGGCGCGCGCUCUCGGGGCCCCGCGCACAGGGCGGGAGGAGGCAGUAGACUUGCCCGUGCUGCUGUGGUGGAGCCCAGGGCUGUUUCCCCACUUCCCAGGAGACUCGGAGCGCAUCGAGUGUGCGCGCGGCGCGUGCGUGGCGUCCCGGGACCGACGAGUGCACAGAGACCCGCGGACGCGCGCGCUGCUCUUCUACGGCACCGACUUCCGCGCGUCCGACGCGCCGCUGCCGCGCCUGGCGCACCAGAGCUGGGCGCUCCUGCACGAGGAGUCACCCCUCAACAACUUCUUGCUGAGCCACGGCCCGGGCAUCCGCCUCUUCAAUCUUACCUCUACCUUUAGCCGCCACUCGGACUACCCGCUGCCGUUGCAGUGGCUGCCCGGGACCGCCUACCUGCGCCACUCGGGGCCUCCGCUGCAGGAGCGCGCGGAGUGGCGCCGCCGCGGCCACGCGCCGCUGCUCUACCUGCAGUCCCACUGCGACGUGCCUGCGGACCGGGACCGCUACGUGCGCGAGCUCAUGCGCUACAUCCCGGUGGAUUCGUACGGAAAAUGCCUGCAGAAUCGGAAGCUACCCACCGCGCGGCUUCAGGACACGGUCACGGCCACCACCGAGGAUCCUGAGCUCUUGGCCUUCUUGUCCCGCUAUAAGUUCCACUUGGCCCUCGAAAAUGCCAUCUGUAACGACUACAUGACAGAAAAGCUGUGGCGCCCCAUGCACCUGGGUGCUGUGCCCGUGUACCGAGGCGCUCCCUCUGUGAGGGACUGGAUGCCGAACAAUCACUCCAUCAUCCUUAUUGACGACUUCGAGUCUCCUCAGAAGCUGGCAGAGUUUAUUGACUUCCUGGACAAGAAUGAUGAGGAAUAUAUGAAAUACUUGGCAUACAAGCAACCUGGGGGCAUCACCAACCAGUUUCUUCUGGAUAGUCUGAAGCAUCGAGAGUGGGGAGUGAACGAUCCUUUGCUGCCUAACUACCUCAACGGCUUCGAGUGUUUCGUCUGUGACCACGAACUGACUCGGCUGGAUGCCGAGAAAGCCCACGCAGCCUCUCCUGGGGACAUCCCCGUCCCAGAGCCUCACAUCGCUCAGCUCUCACACAUGGACUGUCCAGUGCCGGCACCUGGCAUUGGCGAUGUGGAAGAGAUUCCCGAGAAUGACAGCAAUCCUGUCCUAACCAGAGACCACUGUAUCUGCUUAAUAUUUAUUUGGCCCCAUCUAGAGAAAGGCAGUACUCAUAACGGUGCUGCAGUUCCAUAAUCUAAUUUCCAUUUUGAUAUUUCAGCUGGAAGGAGAUGUGGCUGCAAGAUUAUUGGCAAGGUCUGGACCAGGGAAAAGCUCUCACUGCUAUGAUCCACAACAAUGAAACACAGCAGGGGAAAUUUUGGGAUUACCUACAUGAGAUCUUCAUGAAAAGGAACCAAAAUCUCUGACCACCCCUGUAAGAGCCUUUAACUUGGUAAAGCAAAGAUCUUAUUCUACCGUGUAACAUAAGGAGCAUCCACUGCACAAACCCUUAACAAACAUUGUCUUUUCAUGGAUUCGAGGAGUUUGAGUUAUAUCCACUGAUAGUUCUUAAUGAUGGAAAUAGGGCUUC